AUGGCUUUUUCUCGUGCGGAACGGAAACAACUGCUGCGAGACAGGGAACUGCUCCCGCCACUGGCGGAGAGUCCCUUUGGUCCCUUUCCGCCCUGUCAUGGCUCAAGAAGCGAGGCCAAGGUCUUCAAGGGCUCGGUUGUUGUGCCCACCGCCUCCAAAAAGGCGUCGGCGACAGGUGAAAAGCGCGCAGGCGGUGUGGGAUGCAGAGGGGAUGAGGCAACGGAGGUGGAGAAUGUGCCGACGAAAGUUAUUUGCGUGGGCCGCACGGGAACGGGUGGUAUGACAUUCAGCACCUUCCAUGGGACCGGCAAGGCUUCCAGCUCUCAGAGCGACGGGCGCUUUGGCGAUCCAAAAGGCCCAGGGAAGGCGGGGGCCUUUAAGAAGCAGAAGAUCCCACCCACGGAUUUUCGCACACACUAUGAACGUGGGGAUCUCCCAUUGUCCAUUCAACAAGCCGCAACUCGUUCACUUUUGUGGCGAGUGAAUGUGGCUACGUUGGAUUACCAUUUCUUUUUGCCCAUCUUCUUUGAUGGACUUCGAGAACUUGAGGAGCCGUUUCGCUUUGUAGCCCUACAAGGGUGCUACGAUCUCCUUGAAAAGGGAGGGCAGAAAAUUCUUCCGACCAUCCCUCAGCUUAUUGUGCCUAUUAAAACGGCACUCAACACACGCCAUCCAACAGUCAUUGUCAACGUUUUGAAAGUCCUUCAGAAGCUCGUUUUGAGCGCAGACAACGUUGGAGCAGCUCUUGUCCCGUAUUACAGGCAGAUUCUCCCCAUUUUCAACCUUUUCAAGGACCGAAAUAAGAACUUAGGUGACCACAUCGAGUUCUCACAGAACAAGAAGCAAAACAUCAGCGACCUUAUAAAUGAGACGCUUAAUUUGCUGGAGUGGUACGGUGGUGAGGACGCCUAUAUCAAUAUCAAAUACAUGAUUCCGACGUACGAGUCUGGAGUCGUGUAA
Molecule: messenger RNA, 960 nt
Organism: Trypanosoma cruzi
Lineage: Eukaryota; Euglenozoa; Kinetoplastea; Trypanosomatida; Trypanosomatidae
Exons: 1
Coding region: 1-960 (319 amino acids)
Molecular function (GO): Hsp70 protein binding; Hsp90 protein binding
Source: RefSeq, a predicted model, not a curated record